UAACAAGAAACGCUUGUGUUUCAAUAGACUGUACUUCAUUAUAAAAAUAGACGGUGAGAGAUUCAUGCAGUGGCAUGAAAAAAGAAAGAUAAAUACUUUGAAAAAGUAACUUAAAGUGUUAACUGUGAUUUAGUGUUUAAAAUAUGAUAAGAUAGUGUUUUCAUUUAUAGUGAAAUUUUAUAUAGAGAGUAAAUUUUUGUACUGAACUUUACAUGACAGAGAAAUGGCGAAAGAUUUAUCAGAAAAAGCUCAACAAAGCAAGGGAGAUGGGGAUGCGAUGAAGAUACUAGAAGACGCUUUAACGCUGUGCAAAUUUGGAAAAUUCCACUUCUUGCUGCUGGCUGCGUCACUAUGUUCCAUCUUCGCCGCCAUGUUGGUCACCACGACGUCCUCAUACAUUCUGCCGGUCGCAGAAUGUGACCUGAAAAUGACCAUAAUGUAUAAAGGAUUGCUGAAUGCGAUACCUUUUCUAGGACAAAUUGGAGCCAGUCUCUUCACAGGGUUUUUAGUGGAUACUUUUGGAAGGAAAAUAUUUCUAAUAGGCGGAAAUGUGGGCAUAUUUAUUGGUACUUUACUCGAGGGAUCGAGCCAAACUUAUUGGAUGAUGUUAUUUAUAAAACUCAUUGAAGGUAUAUCAUUAAGUUUGAGCUUCAGCGCAAUAUCAUCGAUGCUAUCAGAGUUCACGCCUAUUAGCAUAAGGGAUAGAGUUCUGUUGACGUACUCCGGCUUUACUUCUACCUCGUUAAUAGUAGCAGCACUCCUUGCCUGGGCUUCACUACCCCUACCUAUACACAUAGUGGUGUGGGAGGGAUACUUUGAACUACAUGCAUGGAACGUCUACCUCUACAUCUGCUCGAUAUGGAGUUUUCUGGCGAUGAUAUUGUACUAUUGUUUACCGGAAAGUCCCAAGUUCCUUCUAUCCCACGCCCGUGAAAAAGAGGCCUUGGAAGUGCUGAAAACUAUAUACAGUAUGAAUACUGGAAACGAUCGGGAUUCUUUUCCUAUACUAUCGUUCAACACAUCUGGAACUCUUAAGCCGACUGAUGUGAUAAGUCUUAAAAAACAACUGGUGAACGCCCUUGUUGAAGUAAAAGAACUAUUUAGGCGACCCCUAAUUUAUAGGCUUUUGCUGUUCUCAUUUAUUACUUUUGCGGGACUUAUUGUUUUUACGUCUCUCAGGCUAUGGUAUCCUCAGAUAUCAACAAUAAUAGAAAACUAUAGCAAGAACCAUGGUGAGACUGCCCAGUUCUGUGUGAUGAUAACAGACUAUAUGGACGGGCUGAAAGAAACGCCUUCUGAUGUUAUAUUGACUAAUAUAACUGAACCGAGUGUCUGUGUGCCGAAACUGAGCGGUACACAAACAUACAUGAACGGGAUAAUAUUAGGGUUCGUCUCACUUAUGUUUGUGGCAAUCAGUGCUUUCCUGGUGGAGUAUUUGGGGCAGAAAAUUCUUAUGUUUAUAAUACUGAUACUAUCCGCCUUAUGUUCCGCGUCAUUGUACUGGACUAAUCAGUCCAUACAGAUCGCUAUAUUGAUGUCAGCGACCUGUGGACUUCUGCAGACUGCACUGAGUCUCCAACAGAAUAUGUUCAUCAGAGUAUUUCCCACUACGUUACGAGCGUUAGCUGUAUCAAUUAUAAUCAUGGUUGGACGGAUUGGGUCUCUGUCUGGGAAUAUUAUUUUUCCAAUAUUGCUGCGCUUGGGAUGUAUGGCGCCGUUCAUUACAACCUCCUGUAUAGCAUUGGGUCUGGCAUGUCUGGUUUACUUUCUGCCGAAUGUAAACAAGGAAAACAAAGAUACAGGCGACAAGUAAACAAGGCAAAUAUUUGUACAAGUAUUAUUAUGUUACAAAUAUUUGUGACUAACUCCACUGGCGAAGCGCGGGGACACGAUGGUCCGGACGACAGAUUUCAGAGGGCGUCAUUUCAGAACCAAAAGUCAGCUCAAAAAGGCACAAGACACCUUUUAAA
This is a messenger RNA of Pararge aegeria (speckled wood butterfly), 1970 nucleotides long. Its product is annotated as synaptic vesicle glycoprotein 2B-like. Gene Ontology annotation, cellular component: membrane. Gene Ontology annotation, molecular function: transmembrane transporter activity. The transcript is spliced from 10 exons. Gene Ontology annotation, biological process: transmembrane transport. The record is from RefSeq and is a predicted model, not a curated record. Bases 224 to 1813 code for a protein of 529 amino acids. NCBI's taxonomy places the organism in Eukaryota, Metazoa, Arthropoda, Insecta, Lepidoptera, Nymphalidae.